This is a messenger RNA of Closterium sp. NIES-67, 7951 nucleotides long. The record is from the annotation of a GenBank genome assembly. Lineage: Eukaryota; Viridiplantae; Streptophyta; Zygnematophyceae; Desmidiales; Closteriaceae.
CAUGCAUGUGCCUGUGGUGCGGGCAGCAGCAGUGCUCAAGCCAGCCGCGGCCUUGUCUGCUGCUGGGGGUGUACAGAGGGGCACAGCACAGUGCACGGCAGGGGGCAGCGUGCAGGGCGGGGGCAGCAGCGGCGCCAUGCGCAGGGCCCUGGAGGAGCAGCUGGCCGCGCACCGAGUGCUGCUCACUCACUCCUGGCGCCACCCCUUGCCCCUCCUGUGCCUCCUCGCCCGCUCCCACGUGCUGCUGCCGCCCAAGGCCCAUGCGCAGGAGGUGGCGGGUGGUACGAGAGGGGAAGCAGAGGGAGCUGAGGGGGUAAACAGAGUAGGAGCAGAUAGAGUGAGCGCAGGGAGGGGUGGGGAUGCGGCAAGAGAAGGUCAGGGUGAUGACGCUGCGAGGGGAGGCAGCAUUGCUGAAGGGUUCGAGUGGAGUGUGGUGGGCGUGACCCUGUCAUGCUCCGCCCUGCGUCUGCCACUGCUGCUGCACCUGUUCCUUGGUAACCACGCUGCACACCACCUCCCUCCCAUGCAGCAGCAUCCAGGGGAGGAAGACAUGCUCCGCGCAGCAGAUCCCUGCUACGUAUGGCUGCUGCACUCCCACCGCCCACCGCCCCCUGCACUCCCCACUGUGUCCGCGCAAGCCCCCCUGGCAGCAGCGGCGUGCCCCCCUGUGGCGCUCGUGCAGGUGGCACAGGGGGUGCGCUGCAACCUCGCCUGGCUCCUCUCCUGCCCCCCGCCCGGCGCUGCGUGGCCCUGGGUGGCGGGGGGGCGGGAUGAGCACCUGUGGGGGGAGGAACAGGAUGACUCGGGAGGCAGUGAGGGACGUGCUGUUGGGGCCGGGCUGAGUGGGGGGGGCAAUGGGGCUGGGAGCAGUGGCGAGGGGGGGACGAGGCAGGGCAUUGCAGGGGCAGGGCGUGGGACGCUGUGGGCUGGGCAUCACUUGAGUGGUGUUGUGGGGUGCAGAUGGGUGGAGAGCACACGGCAGGAACAGCGGGUAUGUGGGGGGAAUGUGGAUGCAUGGGGUGAUGAUGACAUGUGGUGGUGGCAGGAGAGGCAGUGGGGAGAGGAUGUGUGGUGGAGGGAGGAGAGUACUGUUCGAAAUGAGACGAGUAAGGUUAGUAAUAUGAUGAAGGCACGGGUCACAGAGAAAGGAGAAGAGGAUGAGGAGGGAGACGAGGAGGGCGAGGAAGAGGUGGAGGAGGAAGAGGUGGAGGAGGGAGAGGUGGAGGAGGGAGAGGAGGCAGAGGAAGAUGCCAGUGUGGAGGGGCAUUUAGCAGCUGCAGGGGGGUGGUGGGAGGUGGUGCCCGUGUCGCCCGUGGACGAGUGGCAGCAGCACCUCUGGCGCUCCCUGCUGCUCGCCCUGCUUCUCCACCCCUCGUCUCUGCCCGCCCUGCCCUCCCACCUCCCCCUGCUCGCCUGCCUAGACCACCUGCUGGGCCGUGGGCAUGUGGCGCACAGCGAGGAGGGGAGAGCGGGGGGAGAGGGCGUGGGGGAGGGAGAGGAAGAGGAGGGUGGGCAGUGGUGGCGGAAUGGCAUGGGAGGGCGAGAGGUGGUGUCGGCGGUGUUGGGGGGAGGCAGAGGCAUGUGGCAGAUGAGGGGCGUGCGGAUGGCAGUCACUGCUUGCCCAGCUGCAGCACAAGGGGUCACACUGCCCUGCCUGGUUCCGCCCUCGCUGCUCUCACCGCUGGAUUCACCCCAUCAUCACCUGCAAUCCCCCUCCCACCACCCCACCCCUCUGCCCCCCGCGCCUGCGCUCUCCCUCGCCCUCCGCCUCCAUCUUCUGCUCUUCGCCCCCGUGUCCCCGAACCCCCUCGCCUCCCGCUCACUCCCCCCUGCCACAUUCCCUUGGGAGCUUCCCCCUUCCUUCCCCCUGGCAUGCGCACCCCAUAUGCCCCCCCUUGCGGCCCUGCAGCAGCUGCCCUCCCUCUCCUCCCUCUCGCUGUCCCUCGCAUCCCUUUCUGCCCAACCCGACGCCUGUGCUUGGCUGGCGGACCCCUGGCCCAUGGCGAGCAGCAGAGCGCACCAGCCUUCUAGUGCUGGCCACCCGAGCGCCUUCCUCCCCAUGCCGCACAGUCUCCGCCACCUGAUAUUGGCCGCCUCUCCCUUCUCGCUCUUCCUCUCGCUGCUGCCAUUGCUGCUCGCCCGGUCCGUCUCCCGCCUCUCCCUCAGCGCCAUCACACAGCACCUGCACGCACUCGCAUCAGCUGCAGCGCUCCUAGCGCGCACGCACACACCCCUGCUUGCCGCUGCCUCCACCCUCCUCUCGCUGCUCGGCCUCUCCUCCUCCCGCCUCCGCCUUGUCAUUGCCGCCCUGCAUCUCAUCCUCUCUUCCUCCCCGCUUCCCUCCCCCUCCUCCCUUGCGGCCGUCGCUCGCUUUCUGCACUGCUACUGCGAUUCGUGGGCAGGGGGGCAGCAGGGUGGGGUGGACCAGCCAGGGGAGAUGGAGAUGGUGGGCGAGGAGGAGAGACAGGCGCGGCAGAGGCGAGUGCAGGAGGCGAUGCAGAGGAGGGAGCAGCAGCAACAGCAGCGGGACGAGUGGGCGCUGGUGCUGGCGCUUGCAGCGGAGUUCUCUCUCCCAGCCCCUAACAGACUGUUGCUGCGCUUCGCACACGCUAAUGACUGGAUGGGCUUGCUGGCACAGGCGCAGGCGCAAACAUGGCCUCUCCACGACCUGCUGCACAUAGUGCACCAUCACAUGCCGCACAUCUCUCUGCGCCAUCACCUCUCCCUCGCCCUCGCUCGCUGUGCCACCCCCUCCUCCCCGCCGCCCUCGCUCCUCCCCUACAACCGCACGCCCACCCUCUUCCACGUCCUCUCGCAAGCCGCCACUGCGCCACCGUUCCCCGCCGCCACCUGCCCUCGUGUGCCCGUGCAGCUGCUGCGCCUCACGCGCCGCCUGCACUGGCCGCUGCUGGCCGUGGUGGCUGCCGGCGUGCAGGGAGGCGCGGGGGAGAGGCAUGCAGGGGGCAGCACGGGGAUUACGCUGUUCCACCUGGCCUGCCUGGACUCGUGGCUGCAUGCAACAUGUGCAGAAUUGCUUGCAGCAUCGUGCCACACUUCCUGCCAUGGCCAUGCUGCUCCUGCUGGGACCAUGGCAGCGCAGGGAGAUGGGGAGAGAGAGGGGCGGGAGGAGAAAGUGUGGGGGGGGGGAGAGAGUGAGGAGGAAGAAGGUAUAGAGGAGGCGCAUGCAGGAGGGGUCGGCGGACGGCAGGACUGGGUGCAGGGGCUGCAGCAAGGGAAGCGGCGGCGAGUGGAGGCACAGCUGGGGUGGAGGGCGGAGAGGCAGGCAGAGAAGGCAGGAGGAGAGCAGAGGGGGGCGCAGGCAGCAGGGUUGAGGAGAGAGGGGGGGUAUGAGAGGGGGCAAGAGGUCGUGGAGGCGAGGGGCAUGGGGCUGGGCGGGAUGGUGUCGUGGCUGUGUAGGGAGGGGUGGGUGCUGCCGCUGCUGCGAGGGCUGCACCUCUUCCUUCCGCGCUGCUCGCUGCUCUACCUCCUCCUCGCUCUGCAGGCGCACUGGCGGCAGCACAGCGAGGAGGCGGAGGCGUGUGUGGCGGAGUUCAACGUGCUGGCGGACAGGGAGCAGGCGGACGCCAAGGCAGCGCAGCACCUUGAGGGGCACACUCCGGGGGAUGCUAUGCGCGACUUGGAGGAGGUGUGGGGUGCGGAGGGGGCAGUGGAAGAGGCGGAAGCAGCAAGCCAUGACCUCCCUCCACUGGACAAUCUGCUCUCGCUCUUCUCCCCCACCCUCUCUCUGCGCUCUCUUGCCCUCCGCUCCUCCCUCUCCCCCUCCGCUCUUCUUGCCUCCCUCGCGUCUCUUGCUGUCGACGCUGCCAUUGCCCGCUCCGCCUCGCCCCACCACACCCUCUCCCUCCUCCAACUCCUCGCGCGCGCCCGUCUGCCGCCACCUGACCAGCGCCGCCUGCAGCAACUUCAGGUGGAAGCCCAGCUACUCUCAGGUGCCUCUUCAGGGCCCUCCGCCUCCCCCCUGCCCUCAGUGCCCAUGCAUGGUAGCAGUGCAGCAGGGGCGAUGGCGGAUGGAGGGUUGGAGCAGAACUGGAGGCUGGAGGGCCCUGGGGGGACUGGCAGCGCGGCUACAGGCCGGGCAACUCGCAUGGGAGAGGGUGGAGGAAAUUCGCACAGUGGGGGAGGGUGGAUGGGGGAGAGGGUGGAGCAGUCGGGAGGAGUGGACGAGGAGGGGGGUGUGAUGGAGGAUGGGAGCACGGAGGCGGUGCUGAUGACACGAGAGGCCAGUGGGUUGCAGGCGCGCAUCACUCUCACUCAGGCGCAGCACAUGGUGUGCGAGUGGCAGCAGCUGCUGUGGGAGGAGGAGGAGGAGCAGGCGCUGGUGUGGGAGCACUGCCACCACCUCUUCAUGUGCCACCGCCUGCCAGCCCGCCGAGCCGUCGCCUUCUUCCUCGGCCAUGCCGCCUCUCUUGCCGCUCAACUUGCACACGCGCCUCCACAUGCUGCUGUGGCGGCCUGUGAUGGUGACGCAGAGGGAAGGGGAGACAGCAGGGGCAAUGGGGUGGGGGUGAUGGAGGGCAAGCUCGACGAUGAGGAGGGGGAGAGAGUAGAGGCGGAGACAGACCCCCUCAGUGAAGGCUUGUGGAGUGCAGUCAGAGUAUGGGGGGAGGGAGAAGAGGGGCAGGAGGAGGAGGAUUGGAGUGAGGCAGGGGAGGAAGAAGGCAGUGGGGACGAUGAGAUGGAGUGUGCGCAGAAGAGGGCGCGGUGUGUGCACCCCAUUCUGCUGCUGGCCCUGCAGUGGAAGCUCAGAGCGUACCAUCUCGCCUACCUGCACGCAUGCAGAUCAGCUGCACCCCCCCACACGGCGCCCGAUGACAGCACAGCCCCACCCACCGCCACCACGGAGUGUGAACUGUCGCUGUCGGCCCUGGCGUGCCGCGUGUGGGAGGUGGCAGCCCUGGCCGACCACUCCCUCCCCUCGCCCCUGCACUGCGCGCCCUUCCCCGGCCUCGCCCUGCCCCUCUCCUCCCUGUGGCACCGCCUGGCUCGUGGCCCCGCGUGCUCGUUCCUCGCGCGCACGGCGCGUGUCAUGGCCGCCAACCAGGACGCUCUCUGCGCUGCCGCUGCCGCCCCCCUCGCCUCGCCCCCCUCGCCCUCCUCUUGCUUCCCCCAGCCGCCCCUGCCAUCUGUGUGGCCAAGAGGAGUGGGGGAUGCAGGGAGCGAGGAGGGUGAGGAGAGGGUGAGGGAGGGGGUGGUGCAGGUGCUGCUGGAGAGAGGGCAGGUGGAGGGGGCACGUGCCGUGUGUGCACAUGUGGGUGGUGGUGGCAGGGAUGGCGGAGGGGAGGCGGAUGUGGCGAUGGUGGAGGCAGCAGAGGUGAUAGCAGUGCAUGAGGGGAUGAUGGACGAGGACAUGCAUGAGCGGGUCAUGCACGCAUGCCAUGCAUGCCCCAUGGAGGAUGGCACGCGCCGCCUGCUCUUCUCAGACCAGCCCUUGGAGGUCCUCACAGCCCUUGCGUGUCUCGCCUCGCUCCCUUCCGCCCGCCUCUGCAUCCUGCGCUGCUUCGCACGCCGGCAAGCCAUGCAGCUGCUGCCACACCCCUCUGCACCGCUCUCCACCAUGUCGCUGUCUGCCCUGCUGCGCGCUCUGCUGGCAGAGGGCGAGGCAGCCGUGCCGAGUGUGCAGCUGCUGCUCGCCACAGGGCUGCUGCCAGGGGCUGAUGCCGUGGCGGCCGUGGCAGACAGAAUCGUGCAGGUGAUUGACAGCGGGUACAGCUGUGCUGCCAGCAGCACGUGGCGCAACGGCACGUACAGGCGGUUCACGGAAGCACGGGGCAGAGGGCGGGGCGAUGGGGAGGCCGUGCAGGGAGCGGGUGCAGGCAGCGCAGCACCUCGGAGUGCUUCCCGACAGGGUAGUGCCAGUGCUGCUCACGCUGCUGCAUUCAUGUCCCCCUCGUUCCCAGCUGUGCCGCCCCCCUCCUCAUCCACUGCCACACCUCCAGCUGCCCCACUUCCGCGAGCGUCAUCACUGUCCUCAGUAGGGGCAGCAGCGGGGCGCAGCUUGGGGCGGUCAACCAGUGGCAAGGUGAUGUGGAGUGACGCACUCGCUGCAUCGGAUGGCACGUCCCGCCUGCCGUGGGACGAGUCAGAGGUGGCGGCGCUGCUCUCCCUGCUCGCGCACCACCCGCCCCUGCACGACCUUCCCUUCGCACUCCCACCGCUGCCUCCUACCACAGCACCUGCCCAAUCCAGCAACUGCAGAACCAGAAGCAGCAGGGGCAGCAGCAGUGAGGCCCCGCCUUCGAUUCUCCUGCCUCUGGCUCUGCUUCACUCCCUGCAACACCUUGACGGUGCCAACGCCAACACACAGGUCGACGUGCUGCUUCUAGCACACUACGCUAGUGUGGCAGUUCCCUUGGCAGCCAAUGAGACGCUGCCACGUGUCACGGAGGCCAUGGUGCAGUGUGCAGUGUCUCUAUCCGCGCCCUCCCUUGUGUCCGCCUCCCUGCGCCUGCUCCUUGCCACCACCAACCCCCGCCCCCUCUGCUUCGUCCUCACUCGCCUCCUCGCCUCGGGCCAGCUCGCAUUUCUUCUCUCACGCCUGCCCGCUGCUGCCUCUGCUGCCCGUGCCAUCCGCUCCGUGUUCCUCCAAGCCACCCUCCCUGCCGCCAGCAGCACUGGUGCUAUGAGCACCGUGCUCUCCCUCUCCGCCCUCGCCCCGCCCCUGUCCACUGCCACCACCAUGUGCGCCACUUGCGCCAGGGCGUGCUGCGCCAUCCCCACACCCAUGCCGCGCUCUUCCAGCAGCACCAGCGGCAGGCGAGGCAGCAGCAACAUCAGCGGCAGGUGCAGUGGAGGGGGGGAGUGUUUGCCUCUGGAGAUCCGCAUUGCCCUGCACACAGCAGCGUGGAGCCAGGGGCUGUGUGACGACACCAAGAACCUCGUGUUGCAGCAGCUGGGGCCGGAGCGGGAGUUGGCGGAGGCGCAUGAGCGGCGGGCGGGCGACUACCUGGCGGACUGGCGGGCGCUGCAGUCGUCGCGCUGGCUGCACGCCAACGACGACGCCGCCGUGCUGCUGCUGCUCCACGCCAUGCGCGCACUCUGCGCCGCCGCCUCCACGUGGGAGGGGCUGGGCGCGGGCGACAGGGCGAGCCGCAAUGUGGCGCAGGCAGCGCUGCUGGGGCUGCAGGUGCACGUGGGGGACACCCUCGUGGGGCUCACGGCGGCUGCUGCCAGUGUUCUGCUGCAGCAGCAGCACCGGUUCUUUGAGGCGCUGGUCAUCGCCAAUGCGUACGACCUAACAUCACCUGCGGACUGGUCGCUGCUCCUGUGGACGCACCUGGACCGCUUCCGGCCAUCGCCUGAGUUCCUGGACGAGUGGGCCAUGGCCGUGCCCAUGCCGCUCGACAUGCUGCUGGACGUCGCAGAGCGCGUGCAGCACGAGCUGGGCGGCAACCGGGCGGCGUACGGCAACCAGCUGGCAGGCGCGUUCAGGCACCUGCUGUGGCUGGUGCCCAACCUGGACGAGCGGCUGCAGCUCGCCACGGUGUCGCGCGCCGCCCCCGCUGAGGUGGACAAAUGCCUGGGCAUGCUGGAUCGAGUGCCCGCCACCAGCGCGCCGCUCGUGCUGCGCAGGGGCCAUGGGGGGGCGUACAUGCCCGUGCUGUGAGGGGGGUCGGCAAGCAAAGGUGCAACACUAGGCGAUUGCGUUGCAGGCCAGGCAGGGUACCUGGUGCGCUCAAUGGCUGUGCGGAUUCUGCUGCAGCCCUGAUGGGUGGGAGUCCUCGCCAUGCCAGUAGAUGCCCAAUAGAUGUAGUAGCUAGUUCUUUCUGUGCUUGAAUGACUAGCUGCAAGGCUUUCUGUUGAUUCUUGCUUCUAAUUCUGGUGACACUCAUGCAGACUAGCUCAGGUGGCUAUGCAGCUAACUAGUUGUAGACCUGGAAUUUGGCAUGGCUGUCCUUGGAUGGAUUCUUCCAGCAUAUAGCAACGAACACUA